Messenger RNA from Silurus meridionalis, 3028 nucleotides. RefSeq names its product solute carrier family 5 member 7a (gene slc5a7a). Gene Ontology annotation, molecular function: choline:sodium symporter activity. The record is from RefSeq and is a predicted model, not a curated record. The transcript has 9 exons. Gene Ontology annotation, cellular component: perikaryon; plasma membrane; axon. Gene Ontology annotation, biological process: synaptic transmission, cholinergic; neuromuscular synaptic transmission; transmembrane transport. NCBI's taxonomy places the organism in Eukaryota, Metazoa, Chordata, Actinopteri, Siluriformes, Siluridae. Bases 174 to 1949 code for a protein of 591 amino acids.
UAAGCGCGCAAAGUGCGGAGCACUGCCUCCUCCACCACUGCGCUCCGUGCGUCAAUGCGCGCACCGCAACACCCUGCACUCAUUUCCCUGCAGGUCGAUGCCUGGGGUUUAUCCGCUACUCCGAAAAGAAAGGUCUCCUCCAUGUCAUUGAGGUGUUCGGAAGCGCAGUGAAGAUGGCCAUCCACGUGGAAGGGUUGGUGGCGAUCGUCAUCUUCUACUUGCUGAUCCUCGGAGUGGGAAUAUGGGCCGCCUGGAAGAACAAGAACUCCGGCGUGGAGGAGGGAACGGACCGCAGUGAGACCAUCAUGGUCGGGGGACGAGACAUCGGACUGUUUGUGGGAGCGUUUACCAUGACGGCUACAUGGGUGGGAGGUGGAUACAUUAACGGCACUGCUGAGAAUGUGUAUUUACCAGGUUUUGGCUUGGCCUGGGCGCAGGCUCCAUUUGGAUACGCCAUGAGUCUUGUAUUAGGUGGCCUGUUCUUCGCCAAGCCCAUGCGCUCCCGUGGCUACGUCACCAUGUUGGACCCUUUCCAGCAGCUGUACGGAAAGCGCAUGGGUGGCCUGCUCUUCAUCCCCGCACUCAUGGGGGAGAUGUUCUGGUCGGCCGCCAUCUUAUCAGCCCUCGGAGCAACACUGAGCGUCAUUGUGGACAUUGAUAUUAACAUGUCGGUCAUCAUUUCUGCUCUCAUCGCCAUUUUCUACACACUGGUGGGUGGUGUUUACUCAGUGGCCUACACAGAUGUGGUUCAGCUCUUCUGCAUCUUUCUGGGACUGUGGAUCAGUGUCCCGUUCGCGCUGUCCAACCCUGCUGUGUCUGACAUCGGCCUGACUGCAGUUGAGAAGCUCUACCAGGAGCCCUGGCUGGGGUCGAUCAAAAGCGCUGAUAAAUGGAUGUGGGCAGACAACUUCUUCCUUCUAAUGUUGGGGGGAAUUCCCUGGCAGGUCUAUUUUCAACGGGUUCUUUCUGCCUCUUCAGCUACCUAUGCCCAGGUCCUUUCUUUCUUGGCUGCCUUCGGCUGCAUCAUUAUGGCCAUCCCCUCUGUCCUGAUCGGAGCUAUUGGUGCCUCCACAGACUGGAAUCAGACGACUUAUGGGCCAAUCCCUCCCAUGCAGAAAGACGAGUCAGAAAUGAUUCUUCCAAUCGUAUUGCAGUACCUGUGCCCACCCUACAUCUCCUUCUUUGGGCUGGGGGCAGUAUCUGCUGCAGUGAUGUCAUCUGCUGACUCAUCCAUCCUUUCAGCCAGUUCCAUGUUCGCCAGGAACAUCUACAAGCUGGCCUUCCGCCAAUCUGCAUCAGACAAUGAGAUAGUCUGGGUCAUGCGGAUCACCAUCUUCGUUUUCGGUGCUCUAGCAACAGCCAUGGCUCUCCUGACAGGUACAGUGUACGGGCUCUGGUACUUAAGCUCAGACCUGGUCUACGUGAUCAUCUUCCCACAGCUCCUAAGUGUCUUGUUUGUGCGAGGCACCAACACCUAUGGCUCGGUGGCAGGAUACGUCUUUGGCCUAAUCUUGCGCAUUGGUGGAGGUGAGCCUUACCUCAAACUGCCCCCUUUUAUCUUCUACCCAGGGUGGCACAUUAUGAAAAAGGUGCACCACAGCACAGGGGAAGUGGAGAAUUUGAUAUUGCAAAGGUUUCCCUAUAAGACGGUCUCUAUGUUGGCCUCCUUCCUGGGCAAUGUAGCCUUUUCUUACCUGUUCAAGUACUUGUUCGAGAGCGGCACACUGUCAGCCAAGUACGACUUCCUGGACGCUGUAGUGGCCAAACACAGUGCUGAGAUCAUGGACAGGACCACACUGGUGAACAGGAAUGUUAUCGGGCUAAGUGAGAUGGCGCCGGUGAGGCCACGUCUUAGCGUCACUUUGGCCAGCACCUUCAGCAGGAAGGAAACCCUGACUGAAGAGGAGGAGGACACCAGCCCAGAGUCUCCUAUUCAUGAAAAUGAGUAAUUUUCCAAUUAGGACUAUGGCCAUGAUGGGAAGGACAGCACCUCGUCAUAUGUACGCCUUUGACACCGAAUGAAAAUGGACAAUUUAACUGUAUGUAUUGGAUUUUACAUUGCUGCCACAGGAUCAGUCAGAAUAGCAAAACAGGAGCAGAUGUGGGAAAGAAUUGUGACAUAUUCAUCACAUAUUACAUCAUUUCAACCUGACACAGGUUUGAUGAAGGUUCAGAACGCUUCACUAUGGUAUGUAUAAACUCAUUUUGCUCCUCUUCGCUGAGGGAAAUCCUAGAUACUGUGACUACACCCCGUUCUAAUUGAGGCAAUAUUUAUUACAUAACCUUAUCCUAGGUCAGGACUUAUUUAUUAAAACGAAUUAAAAUACACUGUGCAUUAGCAAACAGGUUUAAAAGCUAUAAACCCAAAAUCAGAGUUCCAUUUUAAACAGUAUUACCAUCUUAUCCUCUUGUAAUUGAAUGUAUGUAUUAAUGUUAUUAUAUUAGCUGUUCCAUUAAUCUAGCAAGUUUUUCAGUCCAAUUAAUGAUAUACAACAUAUGGCAUAACUGUGAGAUAAUUACAUCCAGUAUAUUCAUAUUUUUGUGUAAUUCUAAGAACAGAAUAAGGGAGCGCUAUGUUAAUCGCCUUAACUAGAUGCGUUGUUCAAUUAGAAAUUUUAAACGACUGCCUAUGUAGUGCACUAUAUUUAAAUGCGGGUGCCAUUUCAAUUUCAGCUUGAUAUGCAAACGGUUCAGCAGAAACUUUCUAAAGAAAGGUAGUCGCUGCUGCAAAAGUCUUGUAAAGGAUACGUGCUGUGAUUUUUGAGUCGGUGUUCAUUUGUUGUCUUUUUGCAGAUUUGUGUGUGUGUGUGUGUGUGUGUAAUGUGUACAUAUAAACUGUAUAUUUUAAUAUAUUUUAAAGUUGUACAAAUCAAUAAUUUUAUUUUACUGUGUUCUUGGAGUUACUCAGUUUGGUGAAGAAAAAAAGAUUUUAGGCUAAAAAAAAAAAAAUCUAUAUUUAUUUAUUUAUUUAAGCCAUAAAAAAAGAUUCUAAAUGUAAAGAAACCAUGAAUAAAUUAUGUAUUACAAA